CGUGUGUGUACCAAUCAAUUCAACUCAAGUAAGCACCGCCGACACUUCAGCUGCUUACACCUUCAAAGUGUUCAUCCCGUCCUCUGCACUCUUUGAAUCUCAUCUUCACUCUCUCCCAUCCAACUACCCAUUCACCAAACCCCACUCCUUCGGCGCUGAAAUAUCCUUCCUCUAUACCCCCCUACUCUCACGCCCUCAUAGGACUCUAGUGCCGAAUACUCUCGCAUCUUCUUUUACCCGAUUUUACUAAAUUGCUCGCCACCUGUCAUAUCGGACCGCUCUCCCUUCCCUCUCGCUCACACUCUCAAUCCUUUAAUUCGACCAGCACCCCUAUCCCUAUAUCACAACAGCCAUGGAGAUGGACUCACCAUACGACGACUGGAAUAAAAACAUCCAUGCAGUCAUCACCUUCCUCGAGCCAUUCUUUGACGACUGGCGAAGUUAUGCGAGUCUAGUCAGCGCACUACUGGGUGUCGGAGUCCUUAUUAUGGAGAACCAGGUGUUGCUGCGGAUGCGAAUGGGACGCUGGGAGAUCCUUGGAUACGUCUUGUGGUGUAUUAUCUCGUCCAUCCUUGGGCCUAUCUUUGACAUUGUCGUGAUGCUUGGGCUGUUGGCAUACUGCCGUCAGAAGAGUUCGCGUAUGCAUAUCACAAACGAGGCCAUUGCGAAAGCAUUGCUGCCUCCUCCAGUAGCCGCAAACUACAGGAUUAUGGGUCUCGUUUGUGUCACGGCAUCAUUCCUCACGAUGUGUUCGAAUAUCCUGUAUAUGCUGCGGGGAUGGGAAGAACCCCUGCCGUUCUACGACUGGUCCUCAAACGGCAUUCGAUGGAUGACCAGCCAGCUUUGGUAUGCCAUCGGCAUGAUAUUUCUUUUCCAUGUCGUGACGAGACCAGCUCAGAGCGGCGUGGUCCUGUUUGGCAAAUUUCCACGAGAUCUGUGGGCGUUCAAGUGGUAUCUCUGCAUCCUUUAUCUCCCCGUGCGCUACUUGCUCCUGGGGCUGUGCGAUCUGCAUCGUGAGAACAAGCGCGUUCUGAUUCCACUAGAGAUCGUGGUUGAUAUUGUGCUCUACAAUGGCCCGUUCCUGACAACACUCUUGCGACUGCUCUACCUGGCAUGGAAGGUUGCCUAUGACGAGGCCGUGCUCACAGGUGCGAUCUAUGCGGACGAGUCCGGCCCUGUCGGAAAUCCGGCCCAGAGCAUCGGCUCAUUUUUCUUUUCCAAUUCAGACAACACCAGUUCACAACGCGAUAUUUCCGCUACCCGUCCAGGAAGAAGUGGAUAUGUGGGGUUGGCGAUGGAGGACUUGGAUGAGGCUGAGCAAGGACAGAGUCGGGCCAUGGGUCAGGGAGAAAGCGGAAGAAUUUCGUCCGGCUCAACCAAUACAUCUUCAGCUGUCAAGUUCAAAAAGUCUGGCCAUGGAGAUAGUUUGGACAAGCGGAGCGGCAACAGCCAUGGGAGCAACGUCAGCAACAACAGCAACAGCAACAGCAACAUCAGCCCGCCAGCUUAUGACAACAGGGAUUACUCACCCAAGAACCUGUCCCCAAAGGCAUCGUCCAAGGGCUCACCCAGGAGCUCAUCCCGGACUUCGCCCAGGACGUCCCCAAAGACGAGUAGUCCAUUGAGGAAUGUUGUCUUUAGCUUUGAUUCGUCCGAUGAGGAUGACAAUGACGAGGACGGUGUUGCGCGCCAGGACGACUACUUGCACGCGUAGAGGACCCAUAGAAUCUUUUUUUUUUUUUUUUUUUUUU
Molecule: messenger RNA, 1751 nt
Organism: Gamsiella multidivaricata
Lineage: Eukaryota; Fungi; Mortierellomycota; Mortierellomycetes; Mortierellales; Mortierellaceae
Exons: 6
Coding region: 353-1714 (453 amino acids)
Source: RefSeq, a predicted model, not a curated record